GGGAAGUGUUUGAGGGUAGAAACCGGAAAUCAGUCGAUUUUCCAACAUGGUGACACCCAUGAAGACUAAUCUCUGAAGGAGACAUGUAACACAGGUUCCGAUGUUUUUCUAAUGACAUCACCAUCAUGAAGGGUGCAAACUGUCUGGUCCAGCUGCAGAGGCUUAUUAGGCUGCUGGGCCAGUCCGGCUCUUCUGCAGCCCAAUAUGGCGCUCUGCCCCAGUUUGGUCAUCCUCAUGUGCUGCACAACACACAAUACCAGAUGCUGAGGCGUUUCCACUGCAGCCCUCUGUGCUCUAAAGGUCGCCGAGUGCCGGUAGAAUUCGUCAGUAAGGGCGACGGCGAGAACCAAUCCGUGGUCCUUUCGGACCUCUUUGAGCAGCUGGCCCCGGAUAUCAAAAGCAAGGCCUCCUUCACUAAGGUGGUGGACUUCUUCACCAAGGCCGACGUGAGACGGCGGGGUCACGUGGAGUUUAUCUACGCUGCUCUUAAGAGGAUGCCCGAGUUUGGCGUGGAGAAAGACUUGGCCGUCUACAACAAGCUCCUGGAUGUUUUUCCCAAGGAGGUGUUUGUGCCCAGGAACUUCAUCCAGCGCAUGUUCAACCACUACCCCCGACAACAGGAGUGUGCGGUGCAGAUACUAGAACAGAUGGAGAACUACGGAAUCACACCGAACAUGGAAACUAAGGUGCUGCUGGUGCAGAUAUUUGGAGAGAAGGGUCAUCCUGUGAGGAAAUACCAGCGCAUAAUGUACUGGUUCCCUAGAUUCAAACACGCCAACCCCUUCCCCGUCCCACAUCAGCUGCCCGGAGACUCAGUGGAUCUGGCUCGCUUCAGCCUCAAACGCAUCGCCAAUGACCUGGAUGCUGCUGUCACUGUUUAUCAGAUGCCCAUCGUCACAGAGAGGGAGAAUCAGACCAGUCUUCCACUUAUUGUAGGCAUCCAGAGUCCCAACCAGAUGGAGCUCCUAGCCAAACAUAACCCCAGCAAGCCAGUGUUUGUGGAAGGACCCUUCCGGCUGUGGCUGAGGAAAACGUGUGUCCACUAUUACAUUCUCCGAGCUGACCCCACGCCGCCCGAGGAGAAGGUGGAGGAACCCUAUGAUCCAGAGCGCUCCUUCGGCUACCCUCUGCAGCUAGACCUCAGCUAUGACCGUGACUUUGGAGACUUAGAGACAUUUGACGUAGAAGACCUGGAUGAAGGGCCAGUGUUUGCCAUGUGUAUGACCAGCCAGGGAGACCAGGCCACCCUUAACCAGUGGAUCUCCAGCCUCCAGGAGACCAACCCUAUCCUGGGUCACAUCCCGACCCUCUUUCGCCUGGAAUCCGGCCCCACAGAGCUCCAGGCCGGAGCCCAGAAGGACACGGACCAACAUCACGGCAAUGGUCCAGAAGCCCAAAGGGACAAGUCCACCCCAGAAGAGGAGGAAGAGGAGCUGAAAAGUAGUAGUGGGAUGACGAGGUGAGGAAGACAUCACAUCAUGAAGUAGGAGGAACUGGCUCUGAAUGACUCUCAAUAAGUUAUAUGGACAAAAUGCAGAAACAACAAAUAAAUUCACAACAAGGACGAGUCACGUUUGUCUUUGUUUCCUAACCUAGCAAAAUCAGACCGUACAGAAAGUAGAAAAUGUUUUAUUUCUUGAAAGGCGUUUGAAAACAUUCCCUUUGAACUGGUAAACAAGACACUUGGAGAGGAUCCCUUGCAGCCAUUGACAAGGAGGAAUUCUCUCCAGCAAAGCCAAUGAUGCAAUAAAUAAUAAAUAAAGGUUACUGAAAAAUGUGGACAUUUGGCAUCUCAAAUACAGUAUUUUUGUAUUUACAACUGUCACAUAACCAGGGCCUAGUACCAUAUUUUUCGGAGUAUAAGUCGCUCCGGAGUAUAAAUCGCACCGGCCGAAAAUGCAUAAUAAAGAAGGAAAAAAACAUAUAAGUCGCACUGGAGUUUAAGUCGCAUUUUCUGGGGAAAUGUAUGUGAUAAAACCCUACACCAAGAAUAGACAUUUGAAAGGCAAUUUAAAAUAAAUUAAGAAUAGUGAAC
Molecule: messenger RNA, 2035 nt
Organism: Entelurus aequoreus (snake pipefish)
Lineage: Eukaryota; Metazoa; Chordata; Actinopteri; Syngnathiformes; Syngnathidae
Gene: ecsit
Product: ECSIT signaling integrator
Exons: 8
Coding region: 126-1463 (445 amino acids)
Cellular component (GO): mitochondrion
Molecular function (GO): protein binding
Source: RefSeq, a predicted model, not a curated record